AUGCCUCCGAUUGAUCCAUCGACCGGCCAGCCGCUGCCAGAAUCCACGAUACAGCGCAUUCUCUUCACCCACCAUCCUGUUCACGUCUAUGGCAUUCCACCUCUGACCUCGACCUCCGGCUUCAGUGCUUCAUCCUGGACCUCUCCAACCAAGCCCACCGCUCAACAGAUCUUUACAGCUCGGUUGCAAGUCAUCGAGACUUCCCACUCCGAGACCUCACUCCUCAAAUGCGCCGUUGUCCUUUCAGACCCCACAUCUGGAGAUCUCUUUGCGGCAGCACCAUAUACCGCUCCUGCCGCUGUGCAACAAGCCAAUGACAGUUCGCGGUUCUUCGCGAUCCGUGUUGUAGGCGAAGGCGGAAUGAAAGCGACAUUGGGUAUUGGCUUUGAGGAAAGAGGUGCGGCGUUCGAUUUUGGCAUUGCUUUGACGGAGGCGAGGAAGGUCCUGGGGAUGGGUGCAACGGGAGAGCAGCAGAACGGAGGUCCACGGGGGAGGGCUUCGGAAUUGCAGAAGAAGAUGGAGGUUGAUGCGAAGAAAGACUUCAGUCUGAAAGAAGGCGAGAAGAUCGUGGUCAAUGUGCCGGGUGCAGCCAAAGGAAGGCGGCAAAGGCCAGAAACGAGUGCAAGUGGAGGGGGCGGUGGUGAUGAUGCUGCUCUAUUCAGUAUUGCUCCACCGCCGCCUGCUGCUGGGACUUCGCAAAGCAAUCAGCAAAAGACGGCGGCCGAUGAUCAAGUGGAAGGGAGAACAGCUCAAGAGCUAGGCUUUGAUGAUGGAGAAUUUGGCGAGUUUCAGUGA
Cercospora beticola is the source of this 795-nucleotide messenger RNA. RefSeq names its product adaptin-ear-binding coat-associated family protein. The record is from RefSeq and is a predicted model, not a curated record. Gene Ontology annotation, cellular component: clathrin vesicle coat; membrane. Lineage: Eukaryota; Fungi; Ascomycota; Dothideomycetes; Mycosphaerellales; Mycosphaerellaceae. Gene Ontology annotation, biological process: endocytosis.